AUGUGGUUAUCUGGCAUCACCAUCAUUUAUGGCCCUGAAUUUAUUUAUAUGCUACCGCGUACGGUCCGCGAGCGCCCCCUAGCGGCGAGGUCCCCAGCAAUGGAUCGAAAAAGUCUCAAAGUCCCGACAGAGACAUCUGGUCGACCCGCAGACUCUGCGACGGAGUCCAGGGACGGGUGCCAACACCCGUCACGGGACACGCCCCGCGGCCCGGACGUCGUCCUCCGUCCACUCUCGCACCAGGUUCCCCACGAACGUGCGUUGCGUGACGGGCGAGGGGGCGGCCGCCUUUCCGGCCGCGCCCCGUUUCCCAGGACGAAGGGCGCUCCGCACCGGACCCCGGUAGGAGAGCGCGGCGGGGCGAGGAGGGACGCCGCCGCACGGCGAGGCGCCUCCUCGCCCAGCGUGGGGACCGGACGUACCAGGCACGCGACUCGUUGGGCGGGGGAAGAGAGGGGGUGGUGGGGGGAGGAAGCCGUGCGGACACGGAGACCACCCCCCACACACACGCGACCCACCGCGGCGAGGCGGUCGGACCGCCCCGGACCGCCCAGUGGCCGGCCGCAAAAGCCAGGCGCCCCGCGCGCGGCGGACGCCGGAGCGGCGGACGGUGGGGCGACGGCGCCGCCACAACCCCCCCACCGCAGCGCAACGGCGGCGAUUCCACGGCGGGCCGGGCGCCCCGGGAAGCGGGGCCAGCGCGAGAGUCCCCACCACGACGGCCGGUCACGCCGCCGCCGCGCCCGCGGCACCCCCCCGGGAACGGAGGCGGGUCGGGCCGGAGCCCGUCCCGGCCCGUCCGGAGGGCGCGGGAGCGUCGGGGGAGCAACCCGGGACAACGCGUCCCCGCCCGGACAAGGCCCCCCCGGGCGGGAAACCGCGCGACCGGAGGGUCGCCCCUGGCGACGGACGGCCGUCGGAGAGACGACACCGCCUGGCCCGCGACCCGGGCGCGCACGGGCACCGAACCGGGUCGGGCCGCCGCAGCGUGGGGGAGGGGGCGCGGACGCCGGCGCGCCCCGGACCGCGCCGACUCGCAACGCCACCGCGGGCGGGCGCGACGGACGCCAGGGAGGGGGCCGCGACGGCCCCGGGAGUGACGCGACCACCGUGAGGGACGCGGAACCCCGGGUCGGAGACCGGGACGGGAGAGGAGGCCGAGAAGGGCCAAGGCCGCGGCGAGGGGAAGGAAGGCGAGAGAAAGGCGACGGUGAAAGGGGCCCGCUGGCCACCACGAGGGGCCAGGGGAAGCCUCGGGGAGGCGAGCCCGCCGGCAACCGAGACACGCGAGGGGUCUCACCAGCCCGCGGCCUCCGAGCCACGAUGCGGUCCCGCGGCGCCCAGAGCGACGGGCCGGCCCUCGGCGACCCCCGCGCACCUCACGGGGCUCCGGGUCCCGACCGCCGCGGUCGCACCCGACAGAGAAAAGUCGCCUCACGACCACGCGCUCGCCGGCCGCCCGCGCGUCGUCCGUCCUCCGCGCGUAGGCCCCCCGCCCGACCGUCUCACGGAGACGGAGGCAACACCGCCCGAGGGGACGACGCCGCCAGCGGCCGCGGCGGCGACGACCCCGCGCACGGGGGAGUCGCGGCUCUUUGA
Molecule: messenger RNA, 1599 nt
Organism: Nycticebus coucang (slow loris)
Lineage: Eukaryota; Metazoa; Chordata; Mammalia; Primates; Lorisidae
Product: collagen alpha-1(I) chain-like
Exons: 4
Coding region: 1-1599 (532 amino acids)
Source: RefSeq, a predicted model, not a curated record